Molecule: messenger RNA, 3591 nt
Organism: Poecilia latipinna (sailfin molly)
Lineage: Eukaryota; Metazoa; Chordata; Actinopteri; Cyprinodontiformes; Poeciliidae
Gene: igfbp6b
Product: insulin-like growth factor binding protein 6b
Exons: 4
Coding region: 1513-2118 (201 amino acids)
Biological process (GO): regulation of insulin-like growth factor receptor signaling pathway
Cellular component (GO): extracellular region
Molecular function (GO): fibronectin binding; insulin-like growth factor II binding; insulin-like growth factor I binding
Source: RefSeq, a predicted model, not a curated record
ACUGCGCUCUGCUGGAUCCAUAGGACCAACGCCUGGCAUCGAGUCUAACGCUUAACUUUCAGAAUGUUUUAUUUUCAUGCUGUGUCAUGGCAAAGCUGCUUAAUACAGGGUGUUACUGCCAAAGGAUCCACUUUGUCAACUUUUCCUUUCGAGCAUCAUAACUUUAAUGUUUUUAACUGAAGAACUUUUACCAUGUAACAAGGAUAUUUGAGAUGGAAAUAUCUUGGCUGAAAAUGUCAUGCAAAAUCUUUCUCACAAAAUCGCAAUUGAUUUCCAGGUUUAUUGUGAAGCAGAGUUUGUGUCUUUCUGCAUCAGAUAAGAAUCUUGCUGUAUGUCAGUUUUGAUGCAGUCGAUCUUUAACUGCAUGGCAGUUGAAAGAGUCAGGAUCAGUCGCUGCAGGAUAAGAAUCUGCAUUAAAAACUGAGUGUACAAUCCAAACUAAUUGCUUUGCAUGUUAUUGUUUUAAAUUAUCUUGUGUACAUUUUUGCAGAAAUGACUCUGCUUUCCUAUUACAUUUGGAGCUGUAGCUGUAUAUGAAUCAGAUCUGUUUGUUUUGCAUGGUACUCUGGGAUUAUAACUGAUGUAAAUUGGCAGUAUAUAAAUAAAACAGCAUUGAAUCCUUUUAAUUCUGCUUUCAGCUGCAGGGACACUGCUGUUUAAAACUCUGAAGCUACAUUUAGUGGUUUGCAAAGCUUCACUGCUCCCCAGGAUGCAUUUAAUCUUCUCGAUUAUAGUUUAAGAGUUACCUUAUAUCAGUACGUGAACGUCUGAGUCAUUAAGUCACUGUUCUGUAAAGUCCUAAACAUAAAGAUUGUUAGGGAUUAUUACAUUUGUGGAGCUCAGUUACAUGUUUAGACAGGAAAUCUUACAGAGGAUUCCACCGCGGGAAAAAAAACUUAGAGUUGGAUAUGCAUUUUGCAGUGGGGGAACAGCAUUGCAGUGGACGCCCAUGUGCUGAACAUUUAUAUUUGUUACCAUGGCGAACCUUCAAGAUGGAUCUUUGACACUGAAAUUAAACUACACAGAACUGACCAAGUGAUUCUGGACGUGUUGACAGAGCAGAUUAGCAUGAAUGGUGAUUGGGUGGAGAGAUUCUGAUCAUUUCUAAAAGGAAUAUAAUCCACCCUUCCUUUACUCCCCCCUCCUUCUUUCUCUCUUUUUCUCUCUCUUCCUCUCUCUCUCUCUCUUUGAGUCCCAGCCCCUGAAGGUGUCAUAACUGUGCUCUCUCUCCCUCUCUCUCACUCACUCACUCACUCCCGAUCACCGCCUUUCAGAUCUUUAAAAGCUGGCGCUUUGCUGUGUCUCUCUCAAUCUCCAUUUGUGUCCUCUGGCACUGCAGGGGGACUCAGCCGGCAAAGCGCCAAGGAAAUCUACUGUUUUAGGAGCAGGAAACGGACGCAGGAAAGCAGGGAAAAAAAAAAAAGACAAGAGUGAUAUACAUCCAGAAAUAGCAUCGACCACAUUUAACUGACAGGGAGUGACAGUGUGCAGAACCUGAGACCUGAACAGAAGAUGCCUCUCCUUUCUAACUUAACGGCUGUUGUGUUGCUGCUGAUCGCCCACUGCGGAUCCUGGGCCGGGGGAAGCCGCUGGGGGCCCUUCAAGGUCUGUCCCUCCUGCAAGGACCCCCUGGGGGCGGGCCGGCCCCCGAGGGACCACGACGUCGCCGGCAGCACGACAGUUUUGGCCCAGGGGGAGCCGUGUGGCGUGUACACCCUGAGCUGUGCCAAGGGGCUCCGCUGCGUGCCCCCACCCAGGGAGCACAGCCCCCUGCAGGCUCUGUUGCAGGGACGAGGCGUUUGCGCCAAGCACAUCAGAACUAGUCCCACCGAGAAGCCCCACCCCACAGGUCCACAUCCCUCACACUUUGGCGACCUUGAAAAAGCACCCUGUCGCAAGCUGCUCAACAGCGUCCUGAGGGGACUGGAGCUGACGGUCUUCCAGUCUGACCGCGACAUCUACAUUCCCAACUGUGACACCCGGGGCUUCUACAGGAAAAAGCAGUGCCGCUCCUCCAAGGGCAUGCAGCGUGGCCACUGCUGGUGCGUAGACGAGCUCGGUGCACCCGUGCCUUCCCGUGCCAGAGAGGACGGCACUUUACCAUGCGAUGGGGAGUGAGGGACGCGUCUGCCCGACUGCUCUGAGCCUGGAGAAGAAGAAGAAGGAGGUGGUGGUGGUUGAUGGGUGGAGGAGCUGGAGCACCGGGAGAAGAGGGCGGGUGGCUUUAGCAUGUGCUAGACACUGCCUGGACAGGAGGUAACAGGGAUAAACCACUCCGUAUGGGGAAAAUACACAUUCAUGCCCUCUCUUUCGCUCUGUUUCUUGUCUCUUGCAGCAAGAUACUCUCUUUUAUGGUCAAGCAUCAGCAACAGUAACAUCUGCCUGAAUGUCAAACAGCUGCAGCAGCGUCCUCUGCCUAGUCUCGGUGACAUGCUGCAUGCUCGUGUUAAUGCUCCGUGAACUGCCUCAGCGAUGAUUUAAAGACAAAACAAAAACAAAAACAGCCUCCGUAUUCCCUGACUCUUGUCCCGGCUUUUCUCCUCUUUUUCUUCCUUUUUCACUUUUUAGGGAUAGCUGACACUGCCUGUGUUUGUUCUGAUCUCAGUGGGCUGAAAUACUGUUACACAGGUGAUGUGACACAAAAACGUCUGGAAAAAAAAAUUUUAAAUUAAAAAUGUGUCUCCCUCACCGUCCUCUUUCUCCCGCUCUCCAAAGAUACACUGAUAUCGCCAUAAAUGACAGAAAAAUACUUCUUUUUUUUAUUAUUAACUUAUUUUUGAUUAUGUAUUGCCAUCAAUUACUGCUUGAAUCCUAUAGUAUCAAAUAUAUAUAGAUAUACAAAUACAUGUCAAGUCAGAAAAAAUAUCUAUAAGAGUGCAUUGGUUCAUUCUGACUGCCUAUCAGUUGUUUCUUUGUACAUAUGUUUCAUUUUUGUGGUGAAGUGGCAGACAAAAAGCUUACAGCUGUUACUCUUUUAAAAAAAAGUUGUAAGGCAUAUUUUUCUACACGUCAGUAUAAUAUUUUAUAUAUAUAAAUAAAUAUAUAUAUGAAUUGUUGAUUUAUUUAAUGAAGCUACAAUACAAUGCCAUGUAUUUUUAUAUUGUCAGCAGUUUCUUAUUUAAAUACAGAGAUUAUUUUAUUUCAUGUCGGGGUGAAGACGCCUUUUUGGACCACAAUGCAUUCAUUAGAGCUCCAUUCAACUGCUGUACAUGACAUGUAACGGUUUUAACUCAUGUUUAUCUCUUAAUUUUUUCCUUUUAUUUAUGUUUUUUAAGGGGUUAAGAAUGAGAAUGAUUAUUCUUUGUUUUAUUUCGGCAAGUCAAAACAUAAUUUUUUUAUUUCAGUACAAGAAAAGAGCAGAAAAAAAUAAGAUUUAUUAGUGUUAUGGUAUGUCUCUGCUGCGUCCUUGCAAAAGUCCCCCAAAAUCUGUGUGCUACUAAAUGAAAUUAAUGCUGUUUCUGACCAAUCUUGUUGUGCCAGUGUGUGUGCUGUGGUGAUAGGUCUCUGCACAGAGGACCUGUAAAACAUUUGCAAAUACAAAAAUAAAACAUGACAGUAAAAAUGGAGAAGAAUAAACAUAUAUUAAUAGAA